AUGGUGGUGAUGUUCAUGGAUUUGAAAGCAGCCUUUGACUCGGUAAACAGAGAAAUCUUAGUAGAAAAUAUGAGGAAAAGGGGGGUAAAUGAAGGACUAAUAGAAAGAUGCGAAGAGAUCCUGAGGGAGACGGAGUGCAAGACAUGGACGAGAUAUUGGAGAGAGAAGGAUGGGGGGGGGGUAAAAGUGGGAGGAAGGAAAGUAUGGACAUUGGCAUAUGCGGAUGAUGUAGCAGUGGUGGCAGAGAGUGAGGGGGGAAUGACUAGGAUGAUUGAAAGGUUGGAGGAAUACAUGGAGGAGAAGGGGUUAGAGGUGAACGUAGAGAAGACGAAGAUAGUGAGAUGCAGGAAAGGAGGUGGAAGAUGGAAAAAG
Messenger RNA from Vollenhovia emeryi, 372 nucleotides. RefSeq lists its product as uncharacterized. The record is from RefSeq and is a predicted model, not a curated record. The transcript has 2 exons. The annotation marks the transcript as partial. Lineage: Eukaryota; Metazoa; Arthropoda; Insecta; Hymenoptera; Formicidae.